Molecule: messenger RNA, 925 nt
Organism: Medicago truncatula (barrel medic)
Lineage: Eukaryota; Viridiplantae; Streptophyta; Magnoliopsida; Fabales; Fabaceae
Product: blue copper protein
Exons: 2
Coding region: 188-850 (220 amino acids)
Cellular component (GO): plasma membrane
Molecular function (GO): electron transfer activity
Source: RefSeq, a predicted model, not a curated record
UUCAAAAUCUCUCCUCUCUCUUUCUACGUACCAUAUAUAAGCUAACAACUCCCAAUCCCAUUCUUUGCUUGCAAUUAUAUAAAGGCACCCAUUGUCCCAACAAUGUCAUCAUAGCCUCCUUCCUCUCCAAAAAAACUUUGCUUGCCAUAUUGAUUUGUUUUCUUCAUUCCCCUCACAAUCUAUUAAAAUGACAUUCUUUAAGGCUUUGGUUUUAUGCUUCUUUUUAGCGAUCACUAUGCCAUUGCCGACUCUGGCAACAAACCACAUUGUUGGAGAUGGUUUAGGUUGGACAGUUGAUUCUGAUUAUACAACAUGGGCUAGUGACAAAACCUUUGUAGUUGGUGACAGUCUCGUGUUCAACUAUGAAGCUGGGUGGCACACAGUGGAUGAAGUUAGGGAAAGUGACUAUCAAUCAUGCACAACUAGAAAUUCAAUUAGUACAGACGGUAGUGGUGCCACAACCAUUCCCCUCAAAAAAGCAGGAACUCAUUACUUCAUAUGUGCUGUUCCUGUACAUUGCAUAAGUGGUGGCAUGAAACUCUCUGUUAAGGUUCAGGAUUCUUCUUCUUCUUCUUCUUCUUCUUCUUCUUCUUCUUCUGCUCCUUCUGCUGCACCAUCACCAUCAGGAAAAGGUUCACCUUCUUCCGAUGACACCCCCGCCGCAACAACAACCACCACCACCAUUCCUACCAUUGCAGCACCAUCACCAUCAGGAAAAGGUUUACCUUCCGAUGACACCCCCGCCGCAACAACCACCACCACUCCUACCAUGCAAAGUGCAUCUUCAGCUACUUGUAUCUCACCAAUUGUUGCCUUCUUUUUUAUUGUUUCAUGGAUCUUGAUCAAUUAAAUAUUGGUGUGAGAUUAUUUUCUAAGAUAUAUAUAGCCAGACAGAGGCCGUACUUCUAUCUUUUUUUAUUCCUGU